AUGGUGCCGGCUCAGUCCAUGGCCGCGGCGGCGCCCGCCGGAGCCGCUACCGACGGGGGAGGGGGGCCUCCAUCGCGGGUCACGUGGGGGGGGGGGGCGCGCGCCGCGUCACGUGGAGGCCCGGAGCGCGGCUGUGAUUGGUCAACGCCGAUCACCCCCCCCAACCCCCCCCUUCCCCCGCGCCCGGCGGCGCCGUCGCGCGUCCCCUCAGGGGCGGCUGAGGGGGAGCCGCAGCAGCGCUCGGGGCUCUGCUCGGGCCGCGCCGGUGCCUCCUCGGCUGCCGGUUCGCUCCUCGGCCGCAGAGGAAGGAGCUGUGAAGAGGAAGGACGUGGCUCUGCCCCGGCAGAGGCGCUUCGGAGGGUGUCGCUUGCGAAAGGUGUCAGCGCUUCCUGUGGCGCGCGCCGGCGAGAGGAGGAAGGUUGCGGUGCGAUGGGGCCCCCGGCGGAACAGCCUCAGGCUCGCUCCUGUGGGAGGCUCCUGUUAUUAAUAGCGGGAUCUCCACAAACCAGGAAAGUGAGGCACGCCACACGCGUUCACAGCUAUUUUAAGACUUUGCUGAUGCUCCUCCAACCCAGGAGUAACGAGGUGCCACAGCUAAUGGCAGUCACGAGACAGAAACCACUGUAGUGUUGGAAUGGAGGUAAAGGAUUUCUCUGCAGUUCCAUCCAGGGCAGUAAAACCACCAGGGUUGUGACAAGAGGAAGUGCAAAUAAUUAAUACUAGAAGAUCAAAUUAAAGGAGUGGCUUUGCAAGAAGUGACUAAUGUUGACUCUGCUCUGGGAAGGCCCAGAUUGCGUUGUGGAAAGAGGAGCUUGAGUGGCCCCCAGAGCACGGCACACAGCAGGCAGGGACUCAGCUCGGUGGCACCAUGGGACACCUCUCUCCUGCAAAGAAAGGGCUGCUUGCUUCUCAGCUCAAAGGCUGCUGCUCACAGCAUCCCCAGCACUGCAGCAGUUUGAUUGUUGUGUACAGAGAAAGCAACACCAAAGCAUCAAACACGGACCAACUUGGGGAACAUUUUGCCAGCGGCUGAUACAGUGGGAAGCGCAUCUCAAAACAGCAGGGCAGCAGAGCAAAACAAAAGCCACAGAGCCAGAACUGUUGUGUCAUUUGGCACAUCCUGGCACUUCCCUUAAUUCUGCUUCAGAACUUGCAAGGGAAGGCCAAAGCUUCUUAUUUGCUAAUUAGGGUUUUACACGAUUCAAACACUGAACAAAGGACAUCCCCAAACAGAAACCUGCCAGCCUUCAUGCCCCUGCCAACAGGCUGAUGUCUCAGUUCAGUGCUCUCCCAACACAGAGUGAAAGAGCUCUGGACAAUGACAUAUCCAAAUGUGCACACACACACAUUUUUAUGCUAGCAUGCACACAUUACCUCUGAUCAGGUUUUAAAAGUUCCACCUCCCUGUUUUUGUUAAGGACAGACACCCUACAGACAGGGGUGAAACAGGCAUUAAAACAGCAGACCUCUAUUUUAUGGUGUCAAAUGGCUAAUUAUAGUAAUUAAGGAUCUUAAAGUCCCUUAUCAAGAGGCUUUAUCUAAGAUGGCUUCAUGCCUGUAAUCAGAGUCAAUGAAAAAGUGUUUGAUAAGCCAAGAAGGCAACUAAAACAGUCUGAUGAGUUGCCAUCUGCUCAAGCCACCCCACCCCCUGAGUCCAGCAGUGAGCCACUGCAGGACACUGACAACCAGGUUGUUUUCCUGUCC
This is a messenger RNA of Vidua chalybeata, 1704 nucleotides long. RefSeq lists its product as uncharacterized. NCBI's taxonomy places the organism in Eukaryota, Metazoa, Chordata, Aves, Passeriformes, Viduidae. The transcript has 5 exons. The coding region runs from base 1 to 627 and encodes 208 amino acids. The record is from RefSeq and is a predicted model, not a curated record.